AUGUCCCUUGUGGCGGGACCUGGCAUUGGAGGAUCGCUCUCCGCGUCCGAGAGGCCCGUGGAAGACCUCAGUCUGGUUGUGGACAAGCAUGUGAAAUAUAUCCAGGCUUUGGAUACUCGCAAAGAUGAGCUCGAUUACUGGUUGACCGAACACCUGAGAUUAAACGGCGUCUACUGGGGCCUGACUGCACUUCAUCUCCUCCGUCAUCCAGAUGUCUUGCCCCGUGACCACACCCUGGAAUUUGUGUUCGCUUGUCAAAACUCAGAUGGCGGCUUCGGUGCUGCUCCCGGCCAUGACUCUCACAUGCUGUAUACCGUCAGUGCCGUCCAGAUAUUAGCGACAGUCGACGGUUUAGAAGAUUUCGAGAGGCGGGAAACAGGUGGACAGGAGCGUAUUGCCAAAUGCAAGUUCUUCUGCGAUCAGAUUUGCAAGAAUCCCACUAACACGCACGCUGCAGUCAUUGCCGGUCUGCAAAACACUGAAACUGGCACCUUCGCCGGAGAUGAGUGGGGAGAGACUGACACUCGAUUCCUUUACGGAGCUUUCAAUGCCCUCUCGAUUCUGAACAUGAUGCAUCUGGUCGAUGUCAACAAGGCAGUCUCUUAUAUUCAAGCCUGCGCAAAUUUCGACGGUGGCUUCGGGAGAUCACCUGGGGAAGAAUCUCAUUCCGGUCAGAUAUUCACUUGUGUUGGAGCUUUGACAAUUGCCCGGAGACUCGACAUCGUGGAUCACGAGCGACUGGCCGCUUGGCUGAGCGAAAGACAGCUCCCGAAUGGCGGUCUGAAUGGCCGACCCGAAAAACUUGAAGAUGUCUGCUACAGUUGGUGGGUGCUGAGUAGUCUCGCAAUGUUAGGGAAACUCCACUGGAUUGACGCCUCAAAAUUGAUCACGUUCAUCCUGAGCUGCCAAGAUGCCGACCACGGGGGAAUCGCGGACAGACCUGGUGAUAUGGUGGAUGUCUUCCACACUGUGUUUGGGAUCGCAGGCUUGAGUCUCUUAGGUUAUCCAAGCCUUGCAGAAGUCGAUCCUGUCUACUGCAUGCCAAAGACAGUCACUCGAGCCUUGCCGUACUGGCAGUCUUAA
Cladophialophora yegresii CBS 114405 is the source of this 1083-nucleotide messenger RNA. RefSeq lists its product as uncharacterized. The record is from RefSeq and is a predicted model, not a curated record. Bases 1 to 1083 code for a protein of 360 amino acids. The transcript has 3 exons. Gene Ontology annotation, biological process: protein geranylgeranylation. Gene Ontology annotation, molecular function: Rab geranylgeranyltransferase activity. Gene Ontology annotation, cellular component: Rab-protein geranylgeranyltransferase complex. NCBI's taxonomy places the organism in Eukaryota, Fungi, Ascomycota, Eurotiomycetes, Chaetothyriales, Herpotrichiellaceae.